AUGGCCGAGGCGAAAGAGCGCCGGACGUGCGAUCGUAAGGCAACAUGGUCGAGGCGAAAGAGCGCCGGACUUGCGAUCGUAUGGCAACAUGAUCGAGGCGAAAGAGCGCCGGACUUGCGAUCGUAUGGCAACAUUGCCGAGGCAAUAGAGCGUCAAUUAUGCUCGGACAAUACAGAUGUAGGAAACGUUGGCAGAAUGGAGAACUUCGAUGAUGGUGGACCGGAAGGAAUGACCGAUGCUGCGUUUGUGGUAAUAAGCGAUGAAAUUACUUGUUGUGGAUUGCUGGACGAGUUUGAAGCAUAUGUGGAAUUUAAUACUGCGGAGUUCCACUACCAAAUAUGGCGGCCAUCGGGCAGUGGUUACACUCUCAUUGGCGACUGGUCGCAAACCUGCAAUAACGGAGAAUGCGACUACAAUCUCCCAAAUAGCGCCGAAAUUACCGUUCACCCAGGCGAUUUGUUCGGAUGGUACACUCCUGGUGCAGAUACAAUGAAGUAUGAUACGCGUGGCGGAGGAGCUGGCGAAAAUUAUAUAGUACUCUCCAUACCGUCUCUCACUAACGGAACUGCAGUUAAUUGGUCAAACUCAGGGACCCUUCUUAACUCCCGGGAAUACCCUUUUGGCGUCCGCCUCGACAGAAAUAAUAAGCCAUUUUUUAACGAUCUUAACAACGAUGAAAGCACACAGACCACCAUUAUAGAGACUGUUGCCGUGAGCACCUCUAUAUGGAGGGUGGAGCCAGAUGACAAUGAUGUCAGUGAUCCUCCCUUUCUCACCGUUGUCAUGGCAGCAAACACGUAUUUUACCUACGACCCCACAACAAACAAUGUAAACGUCGCAGCUUCGUUGGUUAACAUCCCCUCGCCACAGACGUUGUUCUUUACGGUGACGGACCAGUGUGGUAACGAGGAAACUCGCAGGCUGACAGUCAACAUACUGAACAUUCCUCCCGUUAUUCAAAACUUGCCCAACGCAACAACAAUUCACGAGAACACAAAUGACGUCACGUAUUUAUACACUGUUGACGUCAUCGAUACUGACGUGGUCACGUGUGUCAUACAGAGCGUUAACCCUCCAACUACAGCAACUGCAUUCAGCUUAUCCCAGUCAGGCGGAAGCUCACAAUAUUGGGACCUGGCAACAACUGCUAACUGCUAUUUCGACUACAAGUCGUCGACAAACCAUCAGCUGACGAUACGGUGUACGGAUACGGACGGGGAUAAGGACGAUGAAACAUUUACCGUCAGUCUGACUCCAAACCAACCUCCAGAAAUACAUAAUCUAAACAACUCCACGGAUCUCCACGAAGACGUUGACGUCGAGACGUUCCUAUAUCAGUUAAACGUCACUGACGGUGACAGUCCUUCCAUUGAUUGCUACUUCACGAACCCGUCGUCAAAGUUCCGUUUACGUCAAGUGACCGGAGGCACAGCCUGGGGAAUAUAUACCAUCGCCGGCACAAGUUUUGACUACAACGCCCAGAACGCGUACCCUCUCGACGUUACCUGUACGGACGAACGCGACACGGAUACGGGACGUUACACCGUGUAUCUGAUACGUAACGAUCCGCCGCAGCUCACAAACGUGCCGGCAAACAUUUCACUGUCGACGUCAGCGCCGAUUGGCUACAACGUGUACACUGUCACGUCAUACGACCCCCCGGGCCCCGGAGGUGUUCAGGACCAGGUCUGGUACUAUAUCAGCUGUAGCCCGUCAACCUGUCCGUUCACAAUUCUCGCUUCGGGUCACCUGGAGCUAAACGCUGGGAUUGAGGAGCUGAGUCUGGUCGGUUAUGACGUCAACAUCACCGUAUGUGACCACAGAAACUGUGGACUGUCCCGGAUACUCACGGUCACCAUUGUCGAUAUCAACGACAUUCCGAUGAUCACAAAUCUAAAUCAAGCGUUUAACGUGCCGGAAAACUCUAACGUCGGAACGACGGUGGUGACCGCAGCGUGUACCGACUUUGACGUUCCAGACGAUACGAUAACGUUCAGUAUGACGUGCUCUCCAGCCGGUGGUACCUCUCUAUUCAGUAUAAACGUUGCAAGUGGUGUAAUCUUUGUGAAUUCUGAAAUCAGCCACGAGGCUCUGGGAAUACCAACGUUCUCUUGUUCUGUGACAUGUUCAGAUGGUCAGGCUAUGGACACGGCUUCGCUGGAUCUCGUGGUUACUGACAUAAACGAGCAGCCGAAAUUUUCCCAAUACGCAUACAGCGUAACAAAGGACGAGGGUCCGAAAGACACACCGCUGUUGAGUGCCCCAAAUGUUAAUGACCCUGAUACAGUAGAGUCAUUGACCUUCACAUUGGACUGCGGAGCACACACCGGCUAUUUUUCUAUCGACGGUAACACGGGUGCACUAAGCUACGCCUCCGACUACGACGUAGACCCGGCAGGUGGCCGUCCGCAAAAUGUGAUGUGUGAACUCAAGGUCACAGACAAGGGCGGGCUGACGGACACCGCCACCAUUGAUAUCACAAUAAAAAAUAUCAACGACAAUGCUCCUGUUUUUCAACCUGCCUCCUACACAUACUUUGCCGACUGGAAUUCACCAGCAUCAACCCAGUUUCUCACGCCCAACGAAGCAGUGUCUGCAACCGACGGCGACCUCGGUGAUUACGGAAAGGUCACGUACAGAUUGGAUCAGGCGGCGCUUGGCGGUGAGUAUUUCGGUAUCUCCCAGACCGGAAGUCUGUACGUGAUCAGCUCCCUUCAACCCCUUGGUUACGGCGCCACAGUGGAUUUCGAGAUCAUUGCUACAGAUGGCGGAGGCACAGAGAGACGCGCACCUGUGAGCGUUGUCAUCAUGACAAGCACCACCCAGGCAACGACAACAACAACAGACAGGUACCGGACGUUUUUCGAGGACAGCCGGAAUCUGGUCUGGUUUGUUGUGGCCAUUAUACUGGUCAUAUGCGUCGCUGUGGCCAUCACAUACAUGAUAUGCACGUAUUGCCUUCGUUCCCCGCCAUCGCUCACCAAGCUCGCCUGCAGAUGCUGA
This is a messenger RNA of Mya arenaria, 3003 nucleotides long. RefSeq names its product protocadherin Fat 3-like. The transcript has 23 exons. Gene Ontology annotation, molecular function: calcium ion binding. The record is from RefSeq and is a predicted model, not a curated record. Lineage: Eukaryota; Metazoa; Mollusca; Bivalvia; Myida; Myidae. The coding region runs from base 1 to 3003 and encodes 1000 amino acids. Gene Ontology annotation, biological process: homophilic cell-cell adhesion. Gene Ontology annotation, cellular component: cell-cell junction; membrane.